Marmota flaviventris (yellow-bellied marmot) is the source of this 8964-nucleotide messenger RNA. Lineage: Eukaryota; Metazoa; Chordata; Mammalia; Rodentia; Sciuridae. The record is from RefSeq and is a predicted model, not a curated record.
AUGACGGACCGCUUCUGGGACCAGUGGUAUCUCUGGUAUCUCCGCUUGCUCCGGCUGCUGGAUCGAGGGUCUUUUCGGAAUGAUGGUUUGAAAGCUUCUGAUGUCCUUCCCAUCCUAAAGGAAAAAGUGGCCUUCGUGUCUGGGGGCCGUGAUAAGCGAGGUGGACCCAUCCUGACCUUCCCUGCUCGCAGCAAUCAUGACAGAAUAAGGCAGGAAGACCUGCGGAAACUUGUGACGUAUUUGGCCAGUGUGCCAAGUGAGGACGUGUGCAAACGUGGCUUCACCGUCAUCAUUGACAUGCGGGGCUCCAAGUGGGACCUCAUCAAGCCCCUCCUCAAAACGCUACAGGAAGCCUUUCCAGCUGAGAUCCAUGUGGCCCUCAUCAUCAAACCCGACAACUUCUGGCAGAAACAGAAGACCAACUUUGGCAGCUCCAAAUUCAUCUUUGAGACGAGCAUGGUGUCUGUGGAGGGCCUCACAAAGCUGGUGGACCCCUCCCAGCUCACGGAGGAAUUUGAUGGCUCCUUGGACUACAACCACGAGGAGUGGAUUGAGCUGCGGCUCUCCCUGGAGGAGUUCUUCAACAGCGCGGUCCACCUGCUCUCGCGCCUUGAGGACCUGCAGGAGAUGCUUGCCCGGAAGGAGUUCCCCGUGGACGUGGAGGGCUCUCGGCGGCUCAUUGACGAGCACACGCAGCUCAAGAAAAAGGUGCUGAAGGCCCCUGUGGAGGAGCUGGACCGGGAAGGGCAGCGGCUGCUGCAGUGCAUCCGCUGCAGUGACGGCUUCUCAGGGCGCAACUGUAUCCCCGGCAGUGCCGACUUCCAGAGCCUCGUGCCCAAGAUCACCAGCCUCCUGGAUAAGCUGCACUCCACCCGGCAGCACCUGCACCAGAUGUGGCAUGUGCGCAAGCUCAAGCUGGACCAGUGCUUCCAGCUACGACUCUUCGAGCAGGAUGCAGAGAAGAUGUUCGACUGGAUAAGCCACAACAAGGAGUUGUUUCUCCAGAGCCACACGGAGAUCGGAGUCAGCUACCAGCAUGCCCUAGACCUCCAGACGCAGCACAAUCACUUCGCCAUGAACUCCAUGAAUGCCUAUGUCAAUAUCAACCGCAUCAUGUCUGUGGCUUCCCGCCUCUCUGAGGCUGGCCAUUAUGCCUCCCAGCAAAUCAAGCAGAUCUCUACGCAGCUAGACCAGGAGUGGAAGAGCUUCGCAGCUGCCUUGGACGAACGCAGCACCAUCCUGGCUAUGUCUGCUGUGUUCCAUCAGAAGGCUGAACAGUUCUUGUCAGGAGUAGAUGCUUGGUGCAAGAUGUGCAGUGAAGGCGGCCUGCCGUCCGAGAUGCAGGACCUGGAGCUGGCGAUCCACCACCACCAGUCCUUGUAUGAGCAGGUGACCCAGGCCUACACAGAGGUCAGCCAGGAUGGCAAAGCACUGCUGGAUGUGUUGCAGCGUCCCCUGAGUCCUGGUAACUCUGAGUCCCUCACAGCCACAGCCAACUACUCCAAGGCAGUGCACCAGGUGCUGGAUGUGGUGCACGAGGUGCUGCACCACCAGCGGCGGCUUGAGAGCAUCUGGCAGCACCGCAAGGUGCGGCUUCACCAGCGGCUGCAGCUCUGCGUCUUCCAGCAGGACGUGCAGCAGGUGUUGGACUGGAUUGAAAACCAUGGUGAGGCCUUUCUCAGCAAACACACUGGGGUUGGGAAGUCCCUCCAUCGAGCUCGAGCCCUGCAGAAGAGACACGAUGACUUUGAAGAAGUGGCUCAGAACACAUACACCAAUGCGGACAAGCUCCUAGAAGCUGCGGAGCAGUUGGCUCAGACAGGGGAAUGUGACCCAGAGGAGAUCUAUAAGGCAGCUCGACACCUGGAGGUGCGCAUCCAAGACUUCGUGCGCAGGGUGGAGCAGCGGAAGCUUCUCCUGGACAUGUCCGUCUCCUUUCACACACACACCAAAGAGUUGUGGACAUGGAUGGAAGACCUGCAAAAGGAGAUGCUGGAAGAUGUCUGUGCGGACUCUGUGGAUGCGGUCCAGGAACUGAUCAAGCAGUUCCAGCAGCAGCAGACCGCCACUCUGGAUGCCACUCUAAAUGUCAUCAAGGAAGGCGAAGACCUUAUCCAGCAGCUCAGGUCAGCGCCUCCCUCCCUGGGGGAGCCCACCGAGGCCAGGGACUCAGCUGUGUCCAACAAUAAGACGCCCCACAGUAGCUCCAUCAGCCACAUUGAGUCUGUCCUGCAGCAGCUGGAUGAUGCCCAGGUGCAGAUGGAGGAGCUAUUCCAUGAGCGGAAAAUCAAACUGGACAUCUUCCUGCAGCUGCGCAUCUUUGAGCAAUAUACCAUUGAGGUUACAGCAGAGCUGGAUGCCUGGAAUGAGGACUUGCUCCGGCAGAUGAAUGACUUCAACACGGAGGAUCUGACCCUAGCAGAGCAGCGGCUACAGCGCCACACAGAAAGAAAGCUAGCCAUGAACAAUAUGACCUUUGAAGUCAUUCAGCAGGGCCAAGAUCUGCACCAAUACAUCAUGGAAGUCCAGGCUUCAGGAAUUGAGUUAAUCUGUGAAAAAGACAUUGAUCUGGCAGCCCAGGUGCAAGAGCUGCUAGAGUUUCUCCAUGAGAAGCAGCAUGAAUUGGAGCUCAACGCGGAACAGACCCACAAGCGGCUAGAGCAGUGUCUCCAACUGCGGCACCUCCAGGCAGAGGUCAAACAGGUCCUGGGAUGGAUCCGCAAUGGAGAGUCCAUGCUCAACGCCAGCCUGGUCAAUGCCAGCUCUUUGUCUGAAGCAGAACAGCUACAGCGGGAGCAUGAGCAGUUCCAACUGGCCAUCGAGUCCCUCUUUCAUGCCACUUCCUUGCAGAAGACGCACCAGAGUGCCCUGCAGGUACAGCAGAAAGCCGAGGCACUGCUCCAGGCUGGCCACUAUGAUGCGGACGCCAUCCGGGAAUGUGCAGAAAAGGUGGCCCUCCACUGGCAGCAGCUCAUGCUGAAGAUGGAAGAUCGGUUAAAACUGGUCAACGCAUCUGUGGCCUUUUACAAAACUUCUGAACAGGUAUGCAGUGUUCUGGAGAGCUUAGAGCAAGAGUACCGAAGAGAUGAGGACUGGUGUGGUGGAAGAGAUAAACUGGGGCCAGCAGCAGAGAUCGACCAUGUUAUCCCCCUCAUCAGCAAACAUUUGGAACAAAAGGAGGCUUUCCUUAAGGCCUGCACCCUGGCACGGCGGAACGCUGAAGUAUUUCUCAAGUACAUCCACAGGAACAAUGUCAGCAUGCCCAGUGUUGCUAGCCAUACUCGAGGACCUGAGCAGCAAGUGAAAGCCAUCUUGAGUGAGCUCUUACAGAGAGAGAAUCGUGUUCUACACUUCUGGACCUUGAAGAAACGUCGGUUAGACCAGUGCCAGCAAUAUGUGGUAUUUGAGCGCAGUGCUAAGCAGGCACUGGACUGGAUCCAAGAAACGGGUGAAUAUUACCUCUCAACACAUACCUCCACUGGAGAGACCACAGAGGAAACUCAGGAGCUGCUGAAAGAAUAUGGAGAAUUCAGGGUGCCUGCCAAGCAAACCAAGGAGAAGGUGAAGCUUCUGAUUCAGUUGGCCGAUAGCUUCGUGGAAAAGGGUCACAUUCAUGCCACGGAGAUAAGGAAAUGGGUGACCACCGUAGACAAGCACUACAGAGAUUUCUCCUUGAGGAUGGGGAAGUACCGGUACUCCCUGGAGAAAGCCCUAGGAGUCAACACAGAGGAUAACAAGGACCUGGAGCUGGACAUCAUCCCAGCGAGCCUGUCAGAUCGUGAGGUCAAGCUACGGGAUGCCAACCAUGAAGUCAAUGAAGAGAAGCGGAAGUCAGCCCGGAAGAAAGAAUUCAUUAUGGCUGAACUACUCCAGACAGAGAAGGCUUAUGUCAGGGACUUGCACGAGUGCUUGGAGACCUACCUGUGGGAAAUGACCAGCGGCGUGGAGGAAAUCCCCCCUGGGAUCCUCAACAAAGAGCACAUCAUCUUUGGCAACAUCCAGGAGAUCUACGAUUUUCAUAACAACAUCUUCCUCAAAGAGCUGGAGAAAUAUGAGCAGCUGCCUGAGGACGUGGGACACUGCUUUGUCACCUGGGCAGACAAAUUUCAGAUGUAUGUUACCUACUGUAAAAACAAGCCUGAUUCCAACCAGCUUAUCUUGGAGCAUGCCGGCACCUUCUUUGAUGAGAUUCAGCAGCGUCACGGUCUGGCCAACUCCAUCUCUUCCUACCUAAUUAAGCCAGUCCAGAGGAUCACCAAGUACCAACUGCUCCUGAAGGAACUUUUAACUUGCUGUGAAGAAGGGAAAGGGGAGCUCAAGGAUGGCCUGGAGGUGAUGCUCAGUGUCCCCAAGAAAGCUAAUGAUGCCAUGCAUGUCAGCAUGCUGGAAGGGUUCGACGAGAACUUGGAUGUGCAGGGGGAGUUGAUUCUCCAGGAUGCCUUUCAAGUGUGGGACCCGAAGUCUCUGAUCCGGAAGGGGCGGGAGCGGCACUUGUUCCUCUUUGAGAUCUCCUUGGUUUUUAGCAAGGAGAUCAAAGACUCUUCAGGACACACGAAAUAUGUUUACAAGAACAAGCUACUGACCUCAGAGCUGGGUGUGACCGAGCACGUAGAGGGCGACCCCUGCAAAUUCGCCUUGUGGUCUGGGCGCACCCCAUCCUCAGACAAUAAAACAGUGCUCAAAGCUUCCAACAUUGAAACCAAGCAGGAGUGGAUCAAGAACAUUCGAGAAGUGAUACAAGAAAGGAUCAUUCACCUGAAAGGAGCUUUAAAGGAGCCAAUUCAGCUCCCCAAAACACCAGCCAAACAGAGGAACAAUAGUAAGAGGGAUGGAGUGGAGGAUAUUGACAGCCAGGGGGAUGGGAGCAGCCAACCAGACACCAUCUCCAUUGCCUCUAGGACCUCUCAGAACACAGUGGACAGUGACAAGCUCUCUGGCGGGUGUGAGCUGACCGUGGUCCUCCAGGACUUCAGCGCAGGCCACAGCAGCGAGCUGACCAUCCAGGUGGGACAGACGGUGGAGCUGUUGGAGCGGCCCAGUGAGCGGCCCGGCUGGUGUCUGGUCCGCACCACAGAACGGAGUCCCCCUCAGGAGGGCCUGGUCCCCAGCAGCGCCCUAUGCAUCUCCCAUUCCCGAAGCAGCGUGGAGAUGGACUGCUUCUUCCCAUUGGUGAAAGAUGCAUACUCUCAUUCCUCCAGCGAAAAUGGAGGCAAAUCUGAAUCCGUGGCCAACUUGCAGGCUCAGCCUUCCCUGAACUCCAUCCACAGUUCCCCUGGUCCCAAGCGCUCCACCAACACCCUAAAGAAGUGGCUCACCAGUCCUGUGCGUCGACUCAACAGCGGGAAAGCAGAUGGAAACAUUAAAAAACAGAAGAAAGUACGCGAUGGUCGGAAAAGCUUCGACCUGGGCUCUCCCAAGCCUGGGGAUGAGACCACCCCUCAGGGAGACAGCGCUGAUGAGAAGAGCAAGAAAGGUUGGGGUGAAGAUGAGCCAGAUGAAGAGUCACACACACCCCUCCCUCCGCCCAUGAAGAUCUUUGACAACGACCCCACACAGGACGAGAUGUCCUCCUCUUUGCUAGCAGCCCGGCAGGCUUCCUCAGAAGUACCUACUGCUGCAGACCUUGUCAGUGCAAUAGAAAAGUUGGUCAAAAGCAAGCUGACUCUUGAAGGAGGCUCCUACCGGGGGAGCUUGAAAGACCCUACAGGCUGCCUAAAUGAGGGGAUGACCCCACCCACUCCUCCUAGAAACCUGGAAGAAGAACAGAAAGCCAAGGCCCUUCGAGGCAGGAUGUUUGUCCUAAAUGAGCUGGUACAGACAGAGAAAGACUAUGUCAAGGACCUGGGGAUUGUGGUGGAGGGCUUCAUGAAGAGGAUAGAAGAGAAGGGCGUUCCUGAGGAUAUGCGAGGGAAGGAUAAAAUCGUGUUUGGGAACAUUCACCAGAUUUAUGACUGGCAUAAGGAUUUUUUCCUGGCUGAACUGGAAAAAUGUAUCCAAGAGCAAGACAGACUGGCCCAGCUCUUUAUUAAACAUGAGCGGAAGCUGCACAUCUACGUGUGGUACUGCCAGAAUAAGCCGCGCUCGGAGUACAUCGUAGCUGAGUACGACGCCUACUUUGAGGAGGUAAAGCAGGAGCUAAAUCAACGGCUGACGCUUAGCGACUUCCUUAUCAAGCCCAUUCAGAGAAUAACAAAAUACCAGCUGCUCCUCAAGGACUUCCUGAGAUACAGUGAGAAGGCUGGCUUGGAGUGUUCAGAUAUCGAGAAAGCUGUGGAGUUAAUGUGCCUUGUUCCCAAACGCUGCAAUGACAUGAUGAAUCUGGGACGCCUGCAGGGCUUUGAGGGCACCCUGACCGCCCAGGGCAAGCUGCUGCAGCAGGACACAUUCUAUGUGAUUGAGCUGGACGCCGGCAUGCAGUCCCGGACCAAAGAGAGGCGUGUAUUCCUCUUCGAGCAGAUUGUCAUCUUCAGCGAAUUGCUCAGGAAGGGCUCCCUUACACCAGGCUACAUGUUCAAAAAGAGCAUCAAGAUGAAUUAUUUGGUCCUGGAGGAAAACGUGGACAAUGACCCCUGCAAAUUUGCCCUCAUGAACAGGGAGACUUCAGAAAGGGUCAUUCUGCAAGCUGCCAACUCGGACAUCCAGCAGGCCUGGGUGCAGGACAUCAAUCAAGUCUUAGAAACACAGCGAGACUUCUUAAAUGCACUACAGUCACCCAUUGAGUAUCAGCGGAAAGAAAGGAGCACAGCUGUGAUGCGGUCCCAGCCUGCUAGAGUUCCUCAAGCCAGCCCCAGGCCCUACUCCUCUGUCCCCGUGGGCUCAGAGAAGCCCCCAAAGGGCUCCACCUACAACCCGCCUCUGCCACCCCUGAAGAUAUCUACCUCCAAUGGCAGUCCAGGGUUUGACUACCACCAGUCUGGGGACAAGUUCGAGGCCAGCAAACAGAAUGACUUGGGUGGCUGCAACGGGACCUCAUCUAUGGCCGUGAUCAAAGAUUACUAUGCACUGAAGGAGAAUGAAAUCUGUGUGAGCCAAGGUGAGGUGGUCCAGGUCCUCGCCGUCAACCAGCAGAACAUGUGCCUGGUGUACCAGCCUGCCAGCGACCAUUCCCCUGCAGCUGAGGGCUGGGUCCCCGGCAGCAUCCUGGCGCCCCUCACCAAAGCCACAGCAGCAGCAGAAAAUAGUGACGGGAGCAUCAAGAAGUCAUGUUCAUGGCAUACUCUACGCAUGAGAAAGCGGGCAGAAGUGGAGAACACGGGUAAAAAUGAAGCCACAGGGCCUCGUAAACCCAAGGAUAUUCUGGGCAACAAAGUCUCUGUUAAAGAGACGAACAGUUCCGAGGAGUCAGAGUGUGAUGAUCUUGACCCUAAUACUAGCAUGGAGAUCUUAAAUCCAAAUUUCAUCCAAGAAGUGGCCCCAGAGUUCCUUGUGCCCUUAGUGGAUGUGACCUGCUUGCUUGGGGACACAGUGAUGCUCCAGUGCAAAGUGUGUGGGCGGCCAAAACCCACCAUCACCUGGAAGGGUCCAGACCAGAACAUCCUCGACAGUGACAACAGCUCAGCCACAUACACCGUCUCCUCCUGUGAUUCUGGGGAAAUCACCCUGAAGAUCUGCAAUCUGAUGCCGCAGGACAGUGGGAUUUAUACCUGCAUAGCAACAAAUGACCACGGUACUGCAUCCACAUCUGCCACAGUUAAGGUGCAAGGUGUUCCAGCAGCCCCCAACCGCCCCAUUGCCCAGGAGAGGAGCUGCACCUCUGUGAUUCUCCGCUGGCUGCCCCCAGCCAGCACAGGAAACUGCACCAUUUCGGGUUACACUGUGGAGUACCGGGAGGAAGGUUCCCAGGUCUGGCAACAGUCAGUAGCUUCAACCUUGGACACUUAUCUUGUCAUUGAAGACCUCAGUCCUGGGUGUCCCUAUCAGUUCAGAGUCAGUGCCAGCAACCCCUGGGGAAUCAGUCUUCCCAGUGAACCCUCGGAGUUCGUGCGACUUCCAGAGUAUGAUGCGGCCGCAGAUGGUGCUACCAUUUCUUGGAAGGAAAAUUUUGAUUCCGCUUAUACUGAGCUGAAUGAGAUUGGAAGAGGCCGUUUCUCUAUAGUGAAAAAAUGCAUUCACAAAGCCACCCGCAAAGAUGUCGCUGUGAAAUUCGUGAGCAAAAAAAUGAAGAAGAAGGAGCAGGCUGCCCACGAGGCUGCCCUGCUUCAGCAUCUGCAGCACCCCCAGUACGUCACUCUCCAUGACACCUAUGAGUCCCCCACAUCCUACAUCCUGAUUUUGGAACUGAUGGAUGAUGGCCGGCUCUUAGACUAUCUUAUGAAUCAUGAUGAGCUGAUGGAGGAAAAAGUAGCUUUCUACAUUCGAGACAUCAUGGAGGCUCUGCAGUACCUUCACAACUGCCGGGUUGCACAUUUGGACAUAAAGCCUGAAAACCUACUCAUUGACCUACGGAUUCCAGUGCCUCGGGUGAAGCUCAUAGACUUGGAAGAUGCUGUCCAGAUCUCAGGCCACUUCCACAUCCACCACCUGCUGGGGAACCCUGAGUUUGCUGCCCCAGAAGUGAUCCAAGGCAUCCCAGUCUCCCUGGGCACAGACAUCUGGAGCAUUGGGGUUUUGACAUACGUCAUGCUGAGUGGGGUCUCCCCCUUCUUAGAUGAGAGCAAAGAGGAGACAUGUAUCAACGUAUGCAGGGUAGACUUCAGCUUCCCCCACGAAUACUUCUGUGGUGUGAGCAAUGCUGCCAGAGAUUUCAUCAAUGUGAUCCUACAGGAGGACUUUCGGAGGCGACCCACAGCAGCCACUUGCCUGCAGCAUCCCUGGCUGCAGCCCCACAAUGGCAGCUACUCCAAGAUCCCCCUGGACACCUCUCGCCUGGCAUGCUUCAUAGAACGCCGCAAGCACCAGAAUGAUGUGCGUCCUAUUCCCAAUGUCAAGAGCUACAUCGUCAACCGGGUGAACCAAGGGACAUAG